AUGGCAGCAGGUGUUGAUGAAGUACCAGUUUCAAUCAUAACAAGAACUGCAGUGCAGAUUGAAAAACCUUUAGCACAUAUUGCAAGUUUAUCCUUUAGUGAAGGUGUGUUUCUUCAGAGACGGAAGAUCUCAAAAGACAGACAUAAAAAAGAAAACUACCGUCCCAUAUCACUUCUUCCUGACUCUAGCAUUGGCAAAAGCGAUUCACUGGACAUUUACAAUAUCAGCUCUAAAAUAUUGAAACUUAGUAGUCAUAAUAUAGCAGAGGUUCUCUGUCACAUCAUAAACUACUGCUUUGAUGAAAGUUGUUUCCCUGAAAAAUUAAAAGUAGCUAAAGUAAUCCCAGUCCACAAAAAAGAUUCUCAUCAAUUACUUUCAAAUAGCCAGUUUGGGUUUAGGAAAAAUCUAUCAACAUGUGAUGCUGUUAUGAGCUACAUAUGUAACUGUCUUGAAGCAAAAGAAGAAAAAUAUAUUGUAAGUACGAAGUUUGACACUGUGUGCCACAACACUCUGUUGAUGAAAUUAAAAACUGUAGGUUUCUCAGUCUCUGCUGUUAAAAUUAUUCAGUCAUACUUACCUAAUAGAUCUCAAACUGUUUACUUCAAUAACCAAUAUUCUAGUUUCUUACCCGUUAACCAUGGUGUUCCUAAAGGGUGA
Schistocerca americana (American grasshopper) is the source of this 657-nucleotide messenger RNA. RefSeq lists its product as uncharacterized. Lineage: Eukaryota; Metazoa; Arthropoda; Insecta; Orthoptera; Acrididae. The transcript is spliced from 3 exons. The record is from RefSeq and is a predicted model, not a curated record. Bases 1 to 657 code for a protein of 218 amino acids.